Molecule: messenger RNA, 1178 nt
Organism: Galleria mellonella (greater wax moth)
Lineage: Eukaryota; Metazoa; Arthropoda; Insecta; Lepidoptera; Pyralidae
Product: cytochrome P450 4d2-like
Exons: 7
Coding region: 1-1101 (366 amino acids)
Molecular function (GO): monooxygenase activity; iron ion binding; oxidoreductase activity, acting on paired donors, with incorporation or reduction of molecular oxygen
Source: RefSeq, a predicted model, not a curated record
AUGAAGGCAAUAAAAAAGUUCAGUAACGAUGCAUUGAAACAAGGCGGAAUUACGUCUGUUUGGUUAUUUAGUCGUUUGCAAGUUGUCAUAGCGGAUCCGAUUUUAGCCGAAGUUGUUCUAAAGAAUUGUUUAGAGAAAGACGAUUUAUUGGACAUUCUAAAAAUAUUUACUGGCGGCGGCAGUAUAUUUGCUCCAGUAAAAAUAUGGAGAUCUCGUCGAAGGAAAAUAGUAAGGGUGUUCAAUGUGAGGAAUUUAAAAGAAUUUGUAAAGAUAAUUGGUCGGCAGAGCGAUGUCAUGGUGAAUCAACUGCGGUCGCUCACUAGUUCAGGAUCUAUCUCAAUUGUGAAGUAUUUAAAGAAGGCCUCGUUAUGUACAGUAUACGAUUUAGUAGAAAAAAAUCCAACUGUUGUGGAUAUACUUAUGAAACCAAACUAUGCUGGGAUGUUGAGCGACGUUGAACUUUGCGAAGAGAUCCUUGUUAUGAUUUUCGCUGGCACUGAAACUAUGAGUAUUGCUCUAUCACUCGUAUGUGUGAUGCUAUCGAAAUAUCCAGAUGAACAGGAGCAAGUAUAUCAGGAAAUAAAAGAAGUUUUCGGUGAUACAAACAAACAACCCACAACAGUUGAUUUGCAACGUCUUAAAUAUUUAGAGGCAGUAAUAAAAGAGACAUUGCGAUUAUACCCACCAGGACCAAUUAUCAUGAGGAAAACCGACAAGGAUAUAAUUUUACCAUCGGGAAUCAAACUCGUAAAAGGCUGCGGUGUCGUUAUCAGCGCUUGGGGAAUUCACAGAAAUCCAGAUUAUUGGGGUUCAGAUGUGGAAAAAUUCAGACCGGACAGGUUCCUUGAUAAACCACCUACACAUCCGGCGUCAUACCUGCCUUUUAGUUAUGGACCCAGAAAUUGUGUUGGGCAACAGUACUCACUAUUAUCAAUGAAGACGACUUUAUCAACACUUUUACGGUAUUACCGUAUAUUGCCAGAGGGCGCUCGUGUAUCGGAAUCCCAAAACGCUGUGAAGGACGAGCAACAAUUACGUGUUAAAUACAAUGUUAUAUUGAAUCAUGUUGACAACUAUGUUGUCGAAUUAGUAGCUCGGUAAUAAUUCUCUAAUAGGUUACUAGAAUAAUUAUUAAAAGAACAAGCAAUCUAUCCUGGUUCGCGUAUGGGUAGAUAGUA